Leopardus geoffroyi (Geoffroy's cat) is the source of this 5511-nucleotide messenger RNA. It is a transcript of the gene MMP25, whose product is annotated as matrix metallopeptidase 25. The record is from RefSeq and is a predicted model, not a curated record. Gene Ontology annotation, cellular component: extracellular matrix. Lineage: Eukaryota; Metazoa; Chordata; Mammalia; Carnivora; Felidae. The coding region runs from base 1076 to 2521 and encodes 481 amino acids. Gene Ontology annotation, molecular function: metalloendopeptidase activity; zinc ion binding. Gene Ontology annotation, biological process: proteolysis; collagen catabolic process; extracellular matrix organization. The transcript is spliced from 10 exons.
GAGCCCGUGCCUGGGAGAGUCCCAGCGGAGCCGGCUUCUGGGAAGAGAAACUUGCGGCCGGGGGAGGCACGGGAGGCGCUCGGCACGGGCUCCUCGCCGCCACCCCCACCCGCGCCGCCCGCGCUCUCGGAAGCGCCCGGAGGAGGGUCUCGGGGUCCGGCCGGUCGCUGCCCGCGGGCCGUCCGAAGACGGGGCUCAUCCGGUGCGACAGCCCUGCCCCGCCCGGGGGGAGGGGCCGGGCCGGCCCGGGACCCAGAGGCCGCCGCCGCGCACCCGGAGAGGCUGCACCGCCGCCCCUCCCGUCCCCUCUCCGGCCUCCCGGGACCCGCAGCGACCCCAGCCCCCCCCUCCACCCCCGGGCCCUUCUCUGGACGCCUCCGUGUCCCCCGCGUCGGGCCUCCCUGGGUCCCGGCGCCCCGUCCUCCUGCCCACCGCUCCCACCUCGCGCAGGGCUCCCCGGGCCUCUCCCGGCCCGCGACCCCCUGCCCCGGGUCCCCGGAGCCGCCGCGGUCGGGCCCCCCGAGCCCCGCGGACAUGCUCGGGCUGCUGGCGCUGCUGCUCCUGCUGCUGCCGCCGCCCGCGCGCGCCCAGGAGCCCUCCGCGCAGGACGUGAGCCUGGGAGUGGACUGGCUGACCCGCUACGGCUACCUGCCACCACCCCACCCUGCCCAAGCACAGCUGCAGAGCCCUGCGAAGCUGAGGGAUGCUAUCAAGGUCAUGCAGAGGUUUGCCGGGCUGCCUGAGACGGGCCUCCUGGGGCUCAGGGAAGCAGGACCCCAGACCCCAGACCCCAGAUCCGAGCACCGCAGGGAGGCAGCAGUCCGUCCAGGGCCCGGUGAAGGCUGGGGCGCUGUCCUGAAGAGCUGUGUUGUCCUUUGGGACGAGCUGGCUUCCGGAACUGGGCAGCCUGCGUGCAGAUCCCAGCGGCGGCGGGGCCCUCUUGGGCCCGCGGUUCAGCCUCUCUGAGCCUGUUGGUCCGUGGAGAAGCGGCUGGGUCCGUGACUAGAGCCGGUGGUCCUCCUGCUGAUCCCCUUGCCCCGCAACCCCUCCCACAGACCCGGUGACCGUGGCCACCAUGCACAGGCCCCGCUGCUCCCUGCCUGAUGUGCUGGGGGCGGCAGAGCUGGUGAGACGACGUCGCCGGCGCCGGCGCUACGCCCUGAGCGGCAGCGUGUGGAAGAAGCGAACGCUGACCUGGAGGGUGCACUCCUUCCCCCAGAGCUCGGCACUGAGCCAGGAGAUGGUGAGGACCCUCAUGCACCACGCCUUGACCACCUGGGGCGUCGAGUCAGGCCUCAAAUUCCAGGAGGUGGGCUUUCAGAGCCCGACGGAGCCCGACAUCGUCAUUGACUUUGCCCGGGCGUACCACCAGGACAGUUACCCCUUCGACGGGCAGGGAGGGACCCUAGCCCACGCCUUCUUCCCCGGGGAGCACUCCAUCUCUGGGGACACGCACUUCGACAGCGAGGAGAUCUGGACUUACGGGGCAAAAGAUGGUGAGGGGACGGACCUGUUUGCUGUGGCUGUUCAUGAGUUUGGCCACGCCUUGGGCCUGGGCCACUCCUCGGCACCCGACUCAAUCAUGAGGCCCUUUUACCAGGGCCCGGUGGGCGACCCCCACAAGUACCGCCUGUCCCAGGACGACCGGGAAGGCCUACAGCAGCUCUAUGGGAAGGUGCCCCAGACCCCCUACGAUAAGCCCACAAGGAAACCCUUGGCUCCUCCUCCCCCACCCCCUGCCCUGCCCCCAGACAGCCCCUCUCUCCCCACCCCUGACCGAUGCGAAGGCAAUUUUGAUGCUAUCGCUAACAUCCGUGGUGAAACCUUUUUCUUCAAAGGCCCCUGGUUCUGGCGCGUUCAACCCUCGGGACAGCUGGUGUCGCCCCGGCCCGCCAGGCUCCACCGCUUCUGGGAGGGGCUGCCCGCCGGGGUGAAGGUCAUCCAGGCCGCCUACGCCCGGCCCCGGGACGGCGGCAUCCUCCUCUUCAGCGGCCCCCAGUUCUGGGUGUUCCAGGAGCGGCAGCUAGAGGGCGCCCCGCGGCCGCUCACGGAGCUGGGGCUGCCGGCCGGAGAGCAGGUGGACGCCGUGUUCUCGUGGCCGCUCAACGGGAAGACCUACCUGAUCCGGGGCGGGCGCUACUGGCGGUACGACGAGGCGGCCGCGCGCCCGGACCCCGGCUACCCCCGCGACCUGAGUCUUUGGGAAGGGGCGCCUCCCGCCCCCGACGAUGUCACCGUCAGCAACGCAGGUGACACCUACUUCUUCAAGGGCGCCCACUACUGGCGCUUUCCCAAGGGCAGCGUCAAGGCGGAGUCCGACUCCCCCCAACCCAUGGGCCCCAAGUGGCUGGACUGCCCGGCCCCCAGCGCCGACCCACGCGCCCCCAGGCCCCCCAAAGCCACCCGGGAGCCCGGAGCCUGCAAUUGUCAGUGCGAGAUCAAUCAGGCCUCAGGGCGGCCGUCGCUGUCCUUCCUGCUGUCCCUCCUACCCCCGCUGGUGGGGGGCGUCGCCUCCCGCUGAGGGGGACGGUCCCGGGGCGGGGCUCAUGUGGGUGGAGCUUCGCCCUGGGGGCGCGGACAAAUGGCUAGCCCUUAGACUGGACGGGCCAUGUGCCCACCCUCGCCGUUCCAGCACCCCCCCCUCACCCUCCCCCCCCCGCCCCCCCCCCCCACCGUUGUCCUGGCUGCGCCACGCGCUGCCGCUACAGGAAGCUCUUUUUCCCCCGGAAGAGCUGGUGCUUCUCAGCAGCCUGUGACUAUAGCCCUGGCCCCACCUGGCAACAGCGGUUCCUCAUAGCGGCUCCUGGCUGUUUGGGGCUUUAGAGGACUGGACUGAUUGGGGGCAACUGAACCCCAGCCCCUCUCUCCACCUGCUGCUCCGAAUUUCCCAGAAGAGUCCCACUGUCCUGCUUCUGCAACGUCCCAGGCAGUGCCACGUGGAUGGGGACCCCAGAUCCAGCCCUCAAGUUACCCCUGAGCACGAGUGUCCCAUAUCCUGGGUGACAUCAGUGCCCCAUGUCCUGGGUGACAUCAGUGGCCGCCCAGACGACCCUCCACAACCGAGGCCCCUGUCGACCUCCUUUCUGGUCACCAUCUUGGACCCAGAACAGUCCCGGUUCAACAGAAUGCCCUCCAAUCCCUAAAAAUCUGCUCAGUCCCUCCACACUGGAGUGUGUACCGCUUCCCUCAGGAAGAACUCUUGGGUUCUCCGCGGCUCAAUGCUGUGAAGAGGGUGGACUGAGUUCCCUCUCCAUCCAGGGGCCACUGCUUCCUCAGCACCCCUGGGUGAUGAGUGGGAGGGCCACCUCAUUCACCUCCCACUCCUCCCCGAAUUCAGGACCUACAUCAGUGCCUCUGGAACUGCACUUCUGGAAUCUUCCACAUCAGAAUCACCUAGGGAACUUAAAAAUGCGGAUCCCAUGCCCUCACCCUGAAUCACUUGGGGGCUGGGGCCAGGAGUCUGCACUCGAGUAAGCCUGGGGGAGCAGCCCUGAUGGGCGAGGGGGCCGGGACAACAGCUGUCAUCUCUGUCUUGUGGUUUUUCUGUGUCUCUGAAGUGUUCUCCCUCCCAGGGACCAACCUGAGCACAUUCUCUGCAGAAUCAGGUUGAUGGCCUUGCUCGAGUAGGAUCUAUCCCCUUUGGGUGGAGCCGUUUAGGGGCCACUUCCUGGCUUGCCAUCCGCCCACAGUGCUGCCUGGGGCUGAGGCUGCGGGCUGCUGUCCCAGCGUGCAGGGCCCUCGGUCAGGACAAGCUGACCGGUCGGAGGGCAACAGUCAGGUGUCUUCAGCCAACCCGUGACCUGAGAAUUCCAAGCCACCAGAAAACCCGAAGCCCGGGCCUCUGUCAGGAUCCUUUCAAAAUAUAUGGAGGAGGAAACUUAUAUUUUAAAAGCUUAUGAGCCCCCCACAGGAGGACAAUGAAAGUGACCCGAGAGAAAGCCCUUCAUGUCUCCUGAGCACAGCUGGAUCCGGGGUGAGUUUGGUGGCAGGAGCUUAACAGGCCUGAAUUGCUCUGUCUUGUAGAAGAACUUGGGAUUCAGAGUUGACAGGCAGUGGGGUGACAGACGGAAAGAGAAUGAGUGGGAGGAGGGAACAGAGAGAAACUCAAAAGUCGGCUAGGGGACCUCAGAGGAGGGCCAUCCAAUGUGAAAUCUGGGGCUUCUUUUAGUGCUACACAGAGACUUCUUCUCCAGCCUUUAAAAAUACAUUAAGGGUGCCUGGCUGGCUCGGUCAGAAAGCAUGUGACUCUUGAUCUCAGGGUUGUGGGUUUGGGUUUGAGCCCCACCUUGGGCACGGAGCCUACUUUAAAACAAAACACUUUGUGUGCGGCACCUGGCUGGUUCCGUUGGUGGAGCCUGAGGGUCUUGAUCUCAGGGUUGUGAGUUCCAGCCCCACAAUGAGUGUAGAUACUACUUAGAAGUAAAUCUUAGGGGGAAAAAUACAUACACACACACACACACACACACACACACACACACACACAUAUUCUUAAGUAUACUGCAGAAAAAUGCCAGGUCAAAUUGAUCACUUUUAUCGUUAAAAUGGUCCCAUAAUCAAAAUGUAAAAUAUUUGUGCUUCAAAGGACACCAUUAAAAAAAGGAAAAGACCACCCACAAAAUGGGAGAAAAUAUUUGCAAAGGACAUAUCUGAUGAGAGGCUCGUAUCCAGAAUAUAUAAAAUACUCUGACAACUUAAUAAGCAGAAGGUAAAUGACCCAAUUUAAAAACGGGUAAAGGAUCAGAAUGCACAUCCCUCCAAGGACAACGUACAAGUGGCCGACAAGCCCACGAAAAGAUGCUCGACGUCACUAGUCACAAGGGGAAUGAAAAUCAAAACCACACGGGGACGCUGUUUCACACCCGCCAGGGCGGCUAGAAUCAAAAACAUCAUAGUCGGCGUGGGCCAGGAUGUGGAGAAACGGACCAUCACGCGCUGCCGCUGGGGAUAGAAAAGGGCGCAGUAACUUUGGAAAAUCGUCCGGUGGUUCCUCAAAAAGUGGAAAACCUAGUCAGUUACCAUAGGAGCCAACAAUUCCCCUCCUAGGUGUGAACCCAAGAGACCUAAAAACAGACAUCCGCCCAGAAACUUGUACACGCGCGUCCACAGCAGCGUGAUUCGUUGGUAAGAGCCAAAAGGUGGAAACAACCCGAAUGUCCAUGGACAGACGCGUGGAUACGGGAAGUGGCACGUUCAUACAGCGGAGCGUUCUUUAGCCCUCGAAAGGACUGAAGCGCAGGUUCGCGCUACAACCCCGAGGAAUUGAAAGCCCCGUGCUAAGUGCAAAAGGCGGCCACUAAAGGUCACACAGCGUGACCAUCUCUAUGUGAUUCCGUGUAUAUGAAACAUCCAGACCAGGGAACUCCAGAGACAGAGAGCAGAUGCGUGGCUGCCUGGGCGGGGCUUUAGGAUCGGGGGGUGCUGGCUCGCCUUUCUGAGUCGACAAAAAUGUUCUGAAAUUGGCUGUGACGGGUGCACGGUUCUGUGCGUUGAAUUAUACGCUUCAGUGGGGGA